Molecule: messenger RNA, 1110 nt
Organism: Penicillium atrosanguineum
Lineage: Eukaryota; Fungi; Ascomycota; Eurotiomycetes; Eurotiales; Aspergillaceae
Product: CapA family protein
Exons: 1
Coding region: 1-1110 (369 amino acids)
Source: RefSeq, a predicted model, not a curated record
AUGAUGAAGACCUACACGCUAACAUUCACCGGCGACGUAAUGCUCGCCCGCAUAAUUGACCAACUUUACCAAACACACAUCCACGAUCCAUCCACCGCCGCCAUCGCAGAUCACUUUAAAGAAAUAUUCCCAACCCUAUCAACCGGAACUUACACCCCCUCCUCACCAUGGGGCACAGCCCUCCCACUCCUCCGUACCUCAGACCUAACACUCAUAAAUCUCGAAACAGCCGCAACGACAUCCCCUGACCCCUGUCCUGAUAAAGUAUUCAAUUACCGCAUGCAUCCUGUCAAUCUGGCGCCUAUCCUGCAUGCUGCAAGGGUCGGGUAUGUUGGGUUGGCGAAUAAUCAUACGCUUGAUUUUGGGGUUGAGGGGUUACUUGAGACUGUUAGGACUGUAAGAAGGACUGGAAUUCCUUUUGCGGGGGGUGGGGAGAGUGAUGAGGAGGCGUGUAGACCUGCUGUUUUGAAAUUGGGGGAGGAAGGGAGUGCGUAUGAGGUGCUUGUCUAUGCGGCAGCUGAUCAUCCGAGUGAGUGGAGCGGUGUGGGGGGGUUUCAUUUUAUUGAUUAUACGUUUGAGACGAGGAGCAGGUUGAAAGAGCUUUUGAUGUCUGGUAGUGCGAGAUCAAAGCCGUCGUUGAAGGUUUUCUCGGUUCAUUGGGGUCCGAACUAUAAAUGGAAUCCUGGGGAGAAGAUUAGAGAGUUGGCUCAUUUCUUAAUCGAUGAGUGCGAGGUUGAUAUUGUACAUGGUCAUUCGUCGCAUCAUGUUCAGGGGGUCGAGUUAUAUCGUGGGAAAUUGAUUAUUUACGGGUGUGGGGAUUUUGUGGAUGAUUAUGCUUUGCGUGAUGAGUAUAGAAAUGAUCUUGGGGCCGUGUGGAGGGUUCUUGUUAAAGAGAAAGAUAUGGAGAAUGGGAAGAAGAGGCUGUUGCUUGAUCAGUUGGAGGUUUUCCCUACGCGCAUUGAGAGGUUUCGGGCGAUGUUGCUUGGGGUUGAUGAUGGGGAUCAUGAGUGGGUGAGAAGGAAAAUCGGAGCGCUUAGUCUGGAGUUGGGAACUCUGGUAUGUGAGAAGAUUGGUAGUGAAGAUCAGAUUGUUGUUGAUAUUAAUCAGUGA